CCUGCAUUCUAGUUCUAUGUUCUAUUAUUAUCUGUGAUUUAUAGGUAAGGAAAAUUUAAAUAGCUAGUAAGUGGCAGAGCUAAUAUCCAAAUUCAAGAUGCAAAUAACAGAAGAUCCAAAGGGGACUCAUGAUAAGAAAAAUUUGAUAGUAGAUUCAUAAAUUUGGACAUGAAGUCUUUUUACUCAUCCAUUGUAGAUCAGAAGGCAGAUGGUGGUUUUUAAUCAUUCUCUGAAUAACUUGCAAUUUCUUAGCUAAUAAAAUAAUCAAAUUUAAACCAAAGGGCGGCAAUGGCACCAGUGAAAAAGCUUGUGGUGAAGGGGGCCAGAAAAAAGAAGCAGGUCCUGAAGUUUACUCUUGAUUCUACCCAUCCUGUAGAAGAUGGAAUCAUGGAUGCUGCCAAUUUUGAGCAGUUUCUUAAGGAAAGAAUCAAAGUGAAUGGAAAAGCUUGGAAUCUCGUUGGAGGUGUUGUAACAACUGAAAGAAGCAAAAGCAAGAUCACUGUAACUUCCGUGGUGCCUUUUUCCAAAAGGUAUUUGAAAUAUCUCACAAAAAAAUAUUUGAAGAAGAAUAAUCUCCGUGAUUGGUUACGUGUAGUGGCUAACAGCAAAGAAAGUUACGAAUUACGUUACUUCCAGAUUAAUCAAGAUGAAGAAGAGGAGGAAGAUGAGGAUUGAAACUCAGUUAUCUGGAGUAUUUUGUAUGAAUUCUUAAAUAAAAUUUAGGAAACAAAAUGGUGGUUUUCCUGGUAUCUCUGCAGCGUGGAUUG
Molecule: messenger RNA, 767 nt
Organism: Kogia breviceps (pygmy sperm whale)
Lineage: Eukaryota; Metazoa; Chordata; Mammalia; Artiodactyla; Physeteridae
Source: RefSeq, a predicted model, not a curated record